Messenger RNA from Maudiozyma barnettii, 729 nucleotides. RefSeq names its product ribosylnicotinamide kinase (gene NRK1). The transcript has a single exon. The record is from RefSeq and is a predicted model, not a curated record. NCBI's taxonomy places the organism in Eukaryota, Fungi, Ascomycota, Saccharomycetes, Saccharomycetales, Saccharomycetaceae. Gene Ontology annotation, cellular component: cytoplasm. Bases 1 to 729 code for a protein of 242 amino acids.
AUGUCAAAUAAUGACUCUACUAAAAAAGUUAUUCUUAUCGGUCUUAGUGGAUGUUCGUCUACAGGUAAAACUACGUUAGCCAAAUUGGCCUCACAAUUUCUUCCAAAUUCAGUUCUUAUACAUGAAGAUGACUUUUAUAAGCACGAUGAAGAAGUACCUAUGAAUACAAAAUACGGUAUUAGAGAUUGGGACUCCCCAGAAGCAUUGAAUUUACUAUUGUUUAAAAAAGAAUUGAACAUUAUUAAGAAUACUGGACAAAUAGCGACUAAGUUAAUUCAUAACAAUAACGUUGACAAUAUUAGCAAAUUUGCUUUAUCUGAAAGUUUUUUGGAAGAGUUAUCACUCAAAACUCAAUCCAUUGAUGACAAAUACAAUUUGGUCAUUGUAGAUGGAUUCAUGUUAUAUAAUAAUAAUGACAUUUCAUCGGAAUUUGAUUUAAGAUUAUUUAUCCGAGCACCAUACAAGACUCUAAAAAAGAGAAGAGAUUCAAGAAAUGGAUACCAGACACUGGAUUCAUUUUGGGUUGAUCCACCUUAUUAUUUUGAUGAGUUUGUUUAUAAAUCAUACGAAGAAAAUCAUAAAUCGUUAUUCCAAAACGAAGAUGUUGAAGGUAAAUUGACGACUCAAGCUGCAAAAGAAAUUAGAGACUUUAAUAAUGAUGACGGUGUAUCUAUUGAAGAAUCAUUAUCAUGGGUUAUCGACCAAAUUGCUUCAUUUUGCAAAGAUUAA